This is a messenger RNA of Castor canadensis (American beaver), 2573 nucleotides long. It is a transcript of the gene Brsk2, whose product is annotated as BR serine/threonine kinase 2. The record is from RefSeq and is a predicted model, not a curated record. Gene Ontology annotation, molecular function: protein serine/threonine kinase activity; ATP binding. NCBI's taxonomy places the organism in Eukaryota, Metazoa, Chordata, Mammalia, Rodentia, Castoridae. Gene Ontology annotation, cellular component: cytoplasm. Gene Ontology annotation, biological process: intracellular signal transduction; protein phosphorylation.
GGCUCGGCUGCGCGGCUCGGUUCGGCUGCUCGGCUGGGCUCGGCUGCGCGGCCGCGAACGGGCGUGCGCGGGGGGCGCGGGGCACGGGCGCGGGCCUCGGCGGCGGCGGCGGCGGCGGCGAAAGCCUGGUGCCCCCGCCCGCCCUGUCCUCUUGACGAGGCUGAGGCAUAGCCGCGGCCAGGCCUCGGACGGCGGACGCGGUCGCGAGCGCGCGGAGGGCGACGGGGCGCGGGGGGCGCAGAGCAGCGCGGCCCGCCGGGGGCGCCGCCGGCCCGGUCAGCGCGGACGGCGCUCGGCUGACGCGGACGCACGGCUGGCCGCCCCUCCCUGCCCGCGCGCCCGGGCGCCCACUCGCCGGCGCGGGGCCCGGGAGCGAUGACAUCGACGGGGAAGGAACGCGGGCGCGCACGCGCAGUAUGUGGGGCCCUACCGGCUGAGAAGGACGCUGGGCAAGGGCAGACAGGCCUUGUGAAGCUAGGGAUUCACUGUGUCACAUGCCAGAAGGUUGCCAUCAAAAUCGUCAACCGGGAGAAGCUCAGUGAGUCGGUGCUGAUGAAGGUGGAGCGGGAGAUAGCGAUUCUGAAGCUCAUUGAGCACCCGCAUGUGCUGAAGCUGCAUGAUGUCUACGAAAACAAAAAAUAUUUAUACUUGGUGCUAGAACAUGUGUCUGGGGGGGAGCUGUUCGACUACCUGGUGAAGAAGGGGCGGCUGACCCCCAAGGAGGCCCGCAAGUUCUUUCGGCAGAUCAUCUCGGCGCUGGACUUCUGCCACAGCCACUCUAUAUGCCACAGGGACCUGAAGCCCGAAAACCUGCUGCUGGACGAGAAGAACAACAUUCGUAUUGCGGACUUCGGCAUGGCGUCCCUGCAGGUUGGUGACAGCCUGCUGGAGACCAGCUGCGGGUCUCCCCACUAUGCCUGCCCAGAGGUGAUCCGGGGGGAGAAGUACGAUGGCCGCAAGGCGGAUGUGUGGAGCUGCGGCGUCAUCCUGUUUGCCUUGCUGGUGGGGGCGCUGCCCUUCGACGACGACAACCUGCGGCAGCUGCUGGAGAAAGUCAAGCGUGGUGUGUUCCACAUGCCGCACUUCAUCCCGCCCGACUGCCAGGGCCUGCUGCGGGGCAUGAUCGAGGUGGACGCGGCGCGGCGUCUCACGCUAGAGCACAUUCAGAAACACAUAUGGUAUAUAGGGGGCAAGAACGAGCCGGAGCCAGAGCAGCCCAUCCCACGCAAGGUGCAGAUCCGCUCGCUGCCCAGCCUGGAGGAUAUCGACCCAGAUGUGCUGGACAGCAUGCACUCACUGGGAUGCUUCCGAGACCGGAACAAACUGUUGCAAGACUUGCUGUCUGAGGAGGAGAACCAGGAAAAGAUGAUCUACUUCCUUCUCCUGGACCGGAAAGAAAGGUACCCCAGCCACGAGGACGAGGACCUGCCCCCCAGGAAUGAGAUAGACCCUCCCCGGAAGCGCGUGGACUCCCCAAUGCUGAAUCGGCACGGCAAGAGGCGGCCUGAGCGCAAGUCCAUGGAGGUGCUCAGUGUGACGGAUGGCGGCUCCCCGGUACCUGCACGGAGAGCCAUUGAGAUGGCUCAGCAUGGCCAGAGGUCUCGGUCUAUCAGCGGUGCCUCCUCCGGGCUUUCCACGAGUCCACUCAGCAGUCCCCGGGUGACCCCUCACCCCUCACCAAGGGGUAGUCCCCUCCCUACCCCCAAGGGGACGCCCGUCCACACGCCAAAGGAGAGCCCGGCUGGCACGCCCAACCCCACACCGCCGUCCAGCCCCAGCGUUGGAGGGGUUCCCUGGCGGACGCGGCUCAACUCCAUCAAGAACAGCUUCCUGGGCUCGCCCCGCUUCCACCGCCGGAAACUGCAAGUUCCGACACCAGAGGAGAUGUCCAGCCUGACCCCAGAGUCCUCCCCAGAACUGGCCAAGAAGUCCUGGUUUGGGAACUUCAUCAACCUGGAGAAGGAGGAACAGAUCUUUGUGGUCAUCAAAGACAAGCCCCUGAGCUCCAUCAAGGCUGACAUCGUGCACGCCUUCCUGUCGAUACCCAGCCUCAGCCACAGCGUCAUCUCCCAGACGAGCUUCCGGGCUGAGUACAAGGCGACAGGGGGCCCAGCUGUGUUCCAGAAACCAGUCAAGUUCCAGGUGGAUAUCACCUACACGGAGGGUGGCGAGGCCCAGAAGGAGAAUGGCAUCUACUCCGUCACAUUCACGCUGCUGUCAGGCCCCAGCCGCCGCUUCAAAAGGGUGGUAGAGACCAUCCAGGCCCAGCUGCUGAGCACCCAUGACCAGCCAUCAGCCCAGCACUUGUCAGACACCACUAACUGUAUGGAAAUGAUGGCGGGGCGGCUUUCCAAAUGUGACGAGAAGAACGGGCAGGCGGCCCAGGCCCCCAGCACACCCGCCAGGCGGAGUGCCCACAGCCCCUUGGGCGACUCCGUGGCCGCUGGCCCUGGAGGGGACAUCGAGUACCCGAUGGGCAAGGACGUGGCCAAGAUGGGGCUGCCCGCCGCCCGCCGUGAGCAGCCUUAGACACUAGUCCCUUCCCAGCACAGCACUGAUGCGGCAGUCACCGC